UUCUCCUUGAAUUAGUUGCAACCUCUGGUCUUGAGAAAAUCAUCAGCUCUAUUCUCUUCCAGUAAUCAAGUGAUCAGCUUCAAGCCAACAGAACUACUAAUAAGUGAAACCAGAGGAGAUAAUAUUCAUUAUCACAAUUAGUAGCUAGAGGAGGAGGAUCAUGAAAAUACCAGCUCAUCGUCACUCCAAUAUGCUAUACGUUUUAAGCCUUCUUUUGUGUCUUGGAGCUUUCUUUAUCAUAUAUACUGAUGCUAGAAAAUUAAGUGAAAUGUCAGAAAGUUCACAAGAAAUUAUCAAAAUCAAUGGGUUGAAACACUUGGACAUGUAUUUGCCUUUGGCUGGUUCAUCCAAUUCAGGACCCUAUGUUAUUGGUUCUCCCUUCAAUUUACCACCUUAUGAUUCUCUUCCUCCAGUACCAAAUACCCCUACUCCUUUUUGUGUUAAUCCACCUCCAGCCACUGGCAAUUAUGGCCCAAUUGUAAACCCACCUCCAAGCCCAUCAUCAUCAUCCACUAUCAUCCCUAGCCCACCCCCACAAUUUCUUCCUCCCGUAAUCAUUCCCAACACACCACUUAACCCACCCCAAUAUUUUCCACCUAAUAAUCCUCCCACAAAUGUUCCUAGCCCAACACAACCUAUUUUUAGUCCACCUUAUUAUUAUGAGCCUAGUCCACCAAGUUAUGUCCCAAUUAGUCCACCAAGUUAUGUCCCAAUUAGCCCACCUACAGGGCUUUUCCUACCACCAGUGGUCUAUCCACCUCCAGCUGUGCCUCCGCCACCACACCUCGCGUCCGCCAUGGCACUAUGGUGUGUGGCAAAACCAUCAGUACCAGACCCAAUAAUCCAGGAAGCCAUGAAUUAUGCAUGUGCAUCUGGAGCAGAUUGUGAUCAGAUUAUGCCCAAUGGAUCAUGUUAUCAGCCUGAUACUUUAUUUGCACACGCAUCUUAUGCCUUCAAUAGCUAUUGGCAGAGAACAAAAGUGGCUGGUGGCACUUGUGACUUCGGGGGGACAGCCAUACUUGUCACUGUGGAUCCUAGUUUCGAUGGAUGCCAAUUCAUCUACUAUUGAUCAAUAGAUGAAACUGAAAGGAAAUGUAUACACAAGGCAAAAUUAGGUUUUUGAUUCAUUUUUCUUGCACACUACUUGGAAACGUUCAAGACAAAUAAGAUCCAAGUUUUGUAAUUUUGAACACGACUUUUAGGUAGAUGUAUGCGGUGUUUGGACUACUUCAUCAAUACUCUUCCGUCUAGGGACAUGUCAUUUCCUGAAUUUUAAAUGUAAAUGGAAAG
Molecule: messenger RNA, 1290 nt
Organism: Solanum dulcamara
Lineage: Eukaryota; Viridiplantae; Streptophyta; Magnoliopsida; Solanales; Solanaceae
Product: leucine-rich repeat extensin-like protein 2
Exons: 4
Coding region: 161-1069 (302 amino acids)
Source: RefSeq, a predicted model, not a curated record